UGGUGAUAAUUGAUCCUGAUGAUGAUGAAAUGACCUCUCUGGGGCUAGAUUUGCCAUCUGGACAUAGCUCUACAGAAUCUGAACUCCAGGAGAAAAAUGGAUUGUCGGGAACUCCAGAUACAAGCUCUCAAACAACUUCAGUGCUUUCCAAACAGCCUCUUCCUAAAAUUGCCUUGGUGACCCAAGGAGAGGAUUCACUGCAGUCUAACAAAUUGCUGAAUUCCUGUCAGUUAUGCGGCACCUGCUUUGAGACCCGUAAAGGAUUGUCAAGUCAUGCACGCUUCCACCUGAGGCAGUUUGGAGUGCCAGACUCUGAAAGCAGUGGCGCCCCAAUUGGUACAUUGUAUGAACUGAUGAAAAGAAAAGGGAUACCUAGUGUUUUACCCUCCACUUUGGCUACUGAUAAACCGCAGAGCUGUUCACCAAAGGACAUGUCUGCUGUAAAACAAGAAACUCCUGGCAAACCACUUGGAGAGGAGUGCCAAGGAGAAACAACGCAUGCAGCUAAAUCGCCAAAGUUGACCAUUACCAGUCCACUGAAGGGCCAGUCUCAGACAGGAUCAUCGACACUCAAGAAAGUGCAUCCCAUUUUACCAAAGCCAGUGUCCAGUAAAUCUCCAGAGCCUGGAAAAACAGGGCGAUCGUUGAUGGAUACUCCUCAGACAUCAGGGGAGCUGAUGUCAAAGAAGCUGUUUUGGACCCCACAAGAUGACAACACACCUUUAAACCUCA
This is a messenger RNA of Rhincodon typus (whale shark), 732 nucleotides long. Its product is annotated as protein Wiz-like. The record is from RefSeq and is a predicted model, not a curated record. Gene Ontology annotation, biological process: regulation of transcription by RNA polymerase II. The transcript has 2 exons. Gene Ontology annotation, cellular component: nucleus. NCBI's taxonomy places the organism in Eukaryota, Metazoa, Chordata, Chondrichthyes, Orectolobiformes, Rhincodontidae. The annotation marks the transcript as partial. Gene Ontology annotation, molecular function: DNA-binding transcription factor activity, RNA polymerase II-specific; RNA polymerase II cis-regulatory region sequence-specific DNA binding.